This is a messenger RNA of Sporothrix brasiliensis 5110, 1305 nucleotides long. RefSeq lists its product as uncharacterized. The record is from RefSeq and is a predicted model, not a curated record. The transcript is spliced from 2 exons. The coding region runs from base 1 to 1305 and encodes 434 amino acids. Lineage: Eukaryota; Fungi; Ascomycota; Sordariomycetes; Ophiostomatales; Ophiostomataceae.
AUGUCGUGGAUCGCAGCCAACGGCGCGCAACGAGCGGCCGCGGCCGCAUGUUAUGGCUGCCUCGUGAACGGUGCAGCGCCGGCCGUCGUAGUCGCACGGCAGGGAGCUCAAACUGGGUCGUCGCCUGCUGCUGUCCGAUUUGCGUCCUCGUCAUCGUCCUCUUCUUCCUCGACAACCAAGCCCCGCGCCACACGCACGUCGCGCGCUACUUCAGCGGCGGCGGAGGCCGUGCCGACAAGCACGGCAGCCGCGACGACGCGGAAGCGCGCCGGCAGCAAGGUGGCGACGGCAGCGGCGGCGGCCGCCGCCGCAGCAGAGGAUCCUUCUACGACAGCGGGACCAGUAAAGGCGACACGGGGCAGAAAGAAGAAGGAAGCCGAGCCGGUAGCCGAAGCCGACACAACAGAAGCCGCACCGGCACUUGUAAAGAAGACGAGAGCCUCGGCAUCCAAGGCGGCGGGCGCAACGCCGACUAAGACGACAUCAACAAGAAAGAAGGCGGCUGCAGCGACAGCGACAGCAACAGAGCCAACAGCAGAGAUUGCAACUCCUGCCAAGGCGGCAGCACCAAUAACGCCCCUGUCAGUCAAGCCAAUGACGGCCAGCAGCACGACAACAAGGAGAACGGCUUCGAAGAAAGCGGCUGCGGCAUCUGUUUCUGUGACUGCUGCCUCGGCCCCUGCGAUACCCACGCCGCGCUUUGCGGCAGCUUCAAAGGCCGCACAGACACCACCAUCACCGCCGCCUUCUGCCCAGCAGACUGCAUAUGCGGCCGCCAGCCAGGAAGAGGCCUUGGCCGAGCUGAAGCGCCUGCGCCUGGCAGCGGCGCCACCGACGACGCCGCGCCCGCCACCCAUGUCGGCAGCGGCUGCGCGGUCGGCUGCUGCGGCCAUGGUCUCGGCGACAUCUUCUGCCACGCCCCCGCCUGCUGCUCCUGGGCGGGCCCGCCUUACACUAAGCGCCGAAGAGAAGGAGCCGUUCUACGACGGCGGCGAUGUCGGUGGCGGCGGUGCUACGGCGGCGCCUAAUAUUGCCGACACGCCCGAGUAUAAGAAGGCGACGCGGCAGUGGACGUCGCUGAUUGUGGCAAUGCCCAUUUUCUUGGUGACAUCGUACUACCUGUUUGAUCGAUUGGCCCUUGGUAAUGUGCCGACGGACCUGACGGCGUACCGCGACAAGCUGCAGCAGGCAGUGGACCAGCUCGGCGAGGCGGCCACCACGGCGCUGGGCGGCGAGAACAACCCGGCCGCCUCGAGGGCGAGCGAGUUUGCUGAGGAAGAUGCCAGCAGAGACGAGAAGAAGUAA